Messenger RNA from Dicentrarchus labrax (European seabass), 8585 nucleotides. Its product is annotated as activin receptor type-2B-like. Bases 416 to 1951 code for a protein of 511 amino acids. Gene Ontology annotation, biological process: activin receptor signaling pathway; cellular response to growth factor stimulus; protein phosphorylation. The record is from RefSeq and is a predicted model, not a curated record. NCBI's taxonomy places the organism in Eukaryota, Metazoa, Chordata, Actinopteri, Moronidae. The transcript has 11 exons. Gene Ontology annotation, molecular function: ATP binding; activin receptor activity; activin binding. Gene Ontology annotation, cellular component: plasma membrane; activin receptor complex.
UCUUCAUCCUGGCUGCUUGUCCCCAGCAGCCCCGACCAGAGAGAGAGGACACGGCGGUGGAGAGAGCUGCACUCAGAGAGGGGCACACGGGCAGAGGAGCGCUGUUUGCGGGCUGUUUGCGGGCUGUUUGUGUGCGGGAUCCUGCGGGCUGUGACUGACUGACCCCGGGCUGAGUCCGCCCCGCAUGGCUCCGAAUCGGCUGGGAACUUCUGCGUAGAGCUGCUGGAUUAUCACACACACACACACACACACACACACACACACACACACACCGGAGCCCGGGCCCUGGCUGCGGGUCGUGCGUGCUUUUUACGCAGCCCCCCCGCGCGCUCCCGGAUCUGGCUCUGGCUCUGGUUCUGAAUGCUGGAGGAGGAUCCGGAGGACAGCAGCAGUGAAGCUUCAGACUACAGGGAAUAUGUGGCUCUCCGGACUGACUGCUGCACUUCUGCUGGGAACUUUGUGUGCAGGACUGAGCCAGGGGGAGUCGGACACCACCGAGUGUUUGUACUACAACGUGAACUACGAGGUGGAGAAGACCAACCAGAGCGGAGUGGAGCGCUGCGAGGGCGAGAAGGACAAACGCUCGCACUGCUACGCCUCCUGGAGGAACUCCUCGGGCUCCAUCGAGCUGGUGAAGAAAGGCUGCUGGCUGGACGACUUCAACUGCUACGACCGGCAGGAGUGUGUGGCCACAGAGGAAAGUCCUCAGGUCUUCUUUUGCUGCUGUGAAGGAAACUUUUGCAACGAGAGGUUCACACACCUUCCUGACGCCACCGGACCGCUGAUCAAAGCCCCGCCCCCCAGCGCCGGCGUGUUGAACGUGAUGGUUUACUGCCUGCUGCCCGUCACCAUGCUGUCUGUCACUCUGCUCACCGCCAUCUGGAUGUACCGACACCGGAAACCUCCGUACGGACACGUGGACAUCACCGAGGAUCCCGGUCCUCCGGCCUCCCCCCUGCUGGGUCUCAAGCCUCUGCAGUUGCUGGAGGUGAAGGCUAGGGGGCGCUUCGGCUGCGUCUGGAAGGCCCAGAUGAUGAACGAAUACGUGGCCGUCAAGGUCUUCCCCAUCCAGAAUAAGUUGUCGUGGCAGACUGAGAGAGAUGUAUUCAUUACACCAGGUAUGAGGCACGAAAACAUCCUGAGGUACAUCGCUGCAGAGAAACGAGGGAGUCACCUGGAGGCCGAACUGUGGCUCAUCACCGAGUUCCACGAGAGGGGCUCUCUGUCAGACUUCCUGAAGGGUAACAUCGUCAGCUGGUCCGAGCUGUGUCACAUCGCCGAGUCGAUGGCGUGCGGCCUGGCUUACCUUCACGAAGACAUCCCCCGACAGAAAGGAGAGGGACCCAAACCGGCCAUCGCUCACAGGGAUUUUAAGAGCAAGAACAUCAUGUUGCGCACCGACCUCACAGCGGUGAUCGGUGACUUUGGCCUCGCUGUUUGCUUUGAGCCGGGGAAACCGCCCGGAGAGACGCACGGACAGGUAGGGACCAGGCGUUACAUGGCUCCAGAGGUUUUAGAAGGAGCCAUCAACUUCCAGCGAGACGCCUUCCUCCGAAUCGACAUGUACGCCGUGGGCCUGGUGCUGUGGGAGCUGGUGUCCCGCUGCAAGGCUGUUGAUGGUCCGGUGGAUGAGUACUUGCUGCCAUUUGAGGAGGAGGUCGGUCAGCAUCCAUCACUGGAGGACCUGCAGGAAGUCGUCGUACACAAGAAGUUGAGACCAACCUUCAAGGACCUCUGGCUCAAACACAGCGGCCUGGCUCAGAUCUGUGAGACGGUUGAGGAGUGCUGGGAUCAUGACGCCGAGGCUCGACUGUCGGCCGGGUGCGUGGAGGAGAGGAUCUCCCAGGUCCGCCGCCUCACCGCCACCAUCACCCCGCCUACCUCCGACCACCACACACCUGUUCCCAUGGUAACCAACGUGGACCUGCCGCCCAAAGAGUCCAGUAUAUGAGGAGAAACUUAAAAAAACAAAAACAACAAACUUGCUUUGGAUGCCUGACGAUACCGUGAUUUUCGGUUCAACUUCUUGUGAAAACGACCGAAUGACACUGAACACAAACACACACACACACACACACACACACACACACACACACACACACACACACACACACACACACACACACACACACACACUCACUCAUGUUUUCUCAGUGGAAUUUUUCGACCUAAACCAGAAAUACGGGGUGAAAGCAGCUGCUAUUUGAUUCUCUCUUCGUCCUUUUUGGACAAAUAUUACCAGCACUUGUCCUCGUUUUUCUCAAGUUUUCCUCUCAGUCUUGAGUCAUUCAUGUUUUUUUUUUUUUUUUUUUUUAAAAGUGUGUGUGUUUGUGUGUGUGCACAUACGCAGGUAAAUCCAACACUGAAAGGCAUUCAGGUCCCGACUCAGUGAAUGCUCUUCUAUCUCCAGGUACCUCAGCGACAUCUUUCAUUGCUUUGACCAUUUUCCUGGUGCACUCUUCCCUCUGCUGUCUCCUCCUCCUCAUCUGGACUUAUCUACCUAUCGGGCGGCUUGCGUCUCCUAGCAACCGCCCACCGUUGGGAUGUUGUUUUUUUUACUACAAUGCUGCAAAACUCUGGUAGGAACACGAUGACUGUUACACAACAAACACCGAUAGCAAACAUUUGUUUUUCUACCUUUUCUUGGACUCUCUUUCUUUUCUAUGUUCCUCCGGCGACCUCGCGCUACUAAUUCACACACGUCAAAACCUUCGGAUCCAACGGGUUGUAUCCAAAACGACAGGAAACAGGAAGUGAGGUCAGAAGGAAAGAAAACCCAGAAAGAUUGGACAGUGUUAAAGCUGAAGGUUUUCUUUCUCUCUCUCUGUGUUUUUUUUGUUUUGUUUUAUUCAGCUGUUAUAAUUUGAGGCUGAAGACUUGAGAGAGGGCUGAUGGGAUUGCUUUUCAGGAACCAGGAAGUGAACGUCUUGCAUGCAGAGAUUUGAUUGGCUGACCACUCUCGACCGCAGCAUUUCGGUUGGGGCUCUGAAAUAAAACUUCUCAGGUAACCAGGUCUACAGGGGGUGAACGGGUCGGGGGAGGGCAUUUGAUGCGACGCCGGCCGUUAGUUUCCACGUGGUCGGGAAGGGGCGGGACCAACAGCAAAUGGGAGGGGCUUAUCUGAGGGUGCUCAAAGCCUAUUGGCUGUCCUGAAUAUGUAAAUUUGCAAAGGUGCCCAAACAAGGUGCAAGACCUCACGAUGCAUAGAGCGGUUUAUGCAUUCAGGUCUGUGUGUGUGUGUGUGGGUGUGUGUGUGUGGGUGUGUGUGGGUGUGUGUGUGGGUGUGUGUGUGUGUGUGUGUGUGUGGGUGUGUGUGUGUGUGGGUGUGUGUGGUACAAUGUGAACACAGUCACAUGUUGUGACACAUGUUUUCUGGGUUUUUAAUUUCAUACUGUUUGUGCUGAUUGUUUUCAGUCUGGUUGUGUGAUCUGGAGGUAAGUGAGUGACCUGUGACCUUUGACCCCCUCAGUACUUUCACAUUCCGCCACCGCCACCCUCUGGUUGAGCGGCGACACAGCAGGAAUCAGUUUAAAAAAAAAACCUGCUCAGGUUCAUCACAACUCUCACAAGUUCAUCCAUGUAAAGGUCAAAGGUCAUCAGUCAGCUCCUCACCUCUCUUUUUAUUCUCCUUUUCAUUUUUCUUUCCUUCGGGACCAAAACUGGGGCGUCGGUCUGUUGCCUCAGAAACCGACCACCAAGAGUCCACUUCAGAAACUGGCUUCAUCCAGUUAAAGCUCCAGUGUGUUGCUGUAAUAUAAAUCCUACGCACUGGUCCUUUAACACACACUAACAAGAAGAACUGGAAACAUUGUUUUUUCAUUGUUUUGUAUUUGUAUGUUUUUGUGUUUCUGACCCUUCCGUGAUGCCAUACAUGUAACAGUGAAUGUCUACGAUGCUGCUGCUGACGACGAUGAAGAUGAUUCAAACUCAAAGAUGAAUAUAUUUCCGUAUAUAUUCCUUCUUAUUGUUCAUUUGACUUUCGGUGCAUUGAACACAUGCAACUCUCUGUCUUUGUACGAAGUCGGUGAAGCGAACGACGGCGUGCGAAAGAGGAACGACACUGACUAAAAAAAACGAGUGGAAAAGGUUGAAAAAAAAAAAUCCAUCAAAACAAUACUGCUCAUGAACCACAGAUCACCUCAAUACACCAGAAAUACCUCAGAGACUUUUCUACGUGUUAAAGUUCUGUUUCUAUAUUUUUUUUAGUUGCUUUGACGACUUGUAGUCACAUAAUAUUUUAUUGUGAGCUUUUUAUUUCCUGUUUUACUCUUCGAUUAGAGAGGUUAAUUUUUUCUUUUUUACAUCAAAUCUCCAAACUGAUUGAAGAAGAAAAGCUACCAGGUCACAACUGACUCGAACCUCUGCGUUGUAAAUAGUUACUGAAGUUGUUUUUGUGUGUUUUUUAGACUGAACUGAACUGCCGAUAUCAUAAAAGCACCUGGACUGAGCUGGACUCCAUCCUCCUGUCCUUGUCUCCUUUCCUCUCCUCACCCUUUGUCUCCUUCACUUGUCGUCUUCUUUCCUCGCCUCUCUCUGUGUCGUCUCUUCUAAGCUUCUCCUCUUUGCUCGUUUCCUUGUCAUGUCCUCUCCUCCUUUCCUCUCCUCCUUUCCUCUUCUCGCCUGCUCGUCUCCUCACCCUCCUUUUCUGUCACCUUGUCACCUUUCUUUUCCUAAACCCUUAUGUCUCGUCUAUUUUUUGCCUCCUUUUCUCUCCUUUUGCCUACUUUCUUCCUCUCACUUCCGCUUCUCUCUUCCAGUCUUCCAGUUCCAUCAAAUAAUCCCUCCUUUCUUUCCUCCUCGUCUUGUUUCAUUUCUACUCUCUUCAUCUCGCUCACUCUUCUUCCUCUUCUUCUUCUUCCUCCACUUCCCUUUGUUUUACUGCUGUCUUUAGCUUUGUGCCUUUAUUUGACUUCAUCUUCUGGAGCUUCCUUCUUCACUUCCCUUCUGUCCUUCCUGUGAAUGUAAAAGUUUUCCUAAACAUCACACCAGAGUAUAUUUGUAUUGAAAUACAUCCAGAAUAUCUGAUUCAAACUGAAGGAUGGUGACACCUUUGAUGAUGUAAAUCUUGUCUUGGUCCUCGUUUGAUUCUUGAACGAUCUUAAAUCAUUGAAACAAUAUUCCAGAUGUGUUUGAUGAACUCAUAUCCGGGUGUGAUCUCGAUGUGACACAUGACCUUCUCAGACGACGCUGACCUGCCGUUUUAUGUCGGAAAGCAGACAAAAAAAAUCACCUGACAGAUGGACUCAGGUCCAGGCGUUUCCAGGUGUUUUCAGUAACAUAUUACCUCAUUAAAGCCACACGGGCAGAAACCAAGCUCUAGGAACGCGACAGUAGUCGUGUCGGUGGAAAGACUCUGACAACAUUUUCGUUCAGGUUUCAGGAAGAGAAACACAGGCUCAUAUUCACAUGCACGGAUUAGUAACCAAAAACCUAAACAAACAUCUGAGCUGUCGUUGAAAUCAAGUUUUUAAACUGGAACACAGUGGGGGCGAAUGUUUCUACAUUCAGCAUUUAGAGAUCAGAAAAGCUGUUAGCAUUGUUAGCACCCUACAGUGAAACCAGUGGAGGAUCUGGCCAAAAUGAAAAAGGGGGACCAAUGUGUGAAAUACUAACAAUGCUAAAGUGAUUGUUUUAACUAACCCAAGUGCCAAAACAGAAGAUAUUUCCUCCUCAUAAUGUGACGUUCAAACUGAAGCAGAAAAUAACUUUAAAAAUGUUCAAUUCCUGUCAAUAAAACAAACAACAGUAUAUUGUGUUUUAACUCAGUGUUAGAAUAGAGAAGAAUAACUGCAACCGUAGUAACUUCAUGGUGACUAAACUAUCGAGCUGAAAGGGUUCACACAGAGUGUGAAAGGACGUCCAGAGUUGAGGAUGUUAUACGCCAGAUCAAAGUCAACAUGGCGGCACUUCUGGGCUUCCACUUUAUAAAGGAAAAGCUGCCGUCGUCUGAGUCCCCUGCUCAACUUCACCGUUACACUGGACGUUAUAGCCGAUAGAGUUUGGUGACUGUUGGACAAAUGGUUCAGACAUUUGGGGUUUCAGAAUAAUAAUACGAUGGCGGAUACAGUGACAGUGAUUGUAUCAUUUUGGCUAAUAAAUGUUGUACAGAGAUGAUAAGACAGACUGAUGGUAUUGAUCAGAUGUAUCUGUCCGAUGAAGCUAUUGUUGGAUUGUGACCAGGAUGUGACAGUGGAGUUGUCUAGCCUCGAUGCUAAAGAGUGGGAGGACAUGGCGAGCAGAGUUCACAAUAUUUCAAAUUAAAAGUCACCACUUAAAGGCUUGUUUUCACUUAUUGUGCGAGUGAUGCUUCCAUUAUUGCGGCCAGUCAAGUGCCUGUCGGGAGAUAUCAAGAAAUGUCCACUUGUUGAUUUCUUCUAACAUCUAAACAUCUUUGAGCCUUAGUCAAUGACAGAAGGACAGGCAGUUUAACAUAUAUUAACAGAAACCUGUGUGAAGUGGUGUCUACCACAUGUAAUAAUACUCACAAUGAACCCUUUGACUUUGUGAAACCUUCUUCCUUAUAGCUACUGCUGUAGAGCUUCCUGCCUCUUUAUAUUCUGUUUGACACCAACCAGAAGAGAACAGCACUUAAAGCCUUUGCAUACCAAGUCUGUAUUUUUCAUCCAGAGAUUAAAGAAAUGAGACGCCUUUAUCAGCUGGUGAAACUCUCCUUGGAGUGAAAGCACCACAUAAUCAUCCUCAUCGCAGACAGAAUAAUAAAACUGGUGAAAAGGCCUUUAUUGGUAAUCAUGAACCUUCUAACAAUAGAUCAUGAAGAGAAAAUGGUUAUUUUUGUUUGAUGCAUUUGUUAAAAGCUCACAGACUUGAUAUCAGUGUUACAAAGCUAAUACAAAGAGUUUAUUCUCCAUAAAGACCCUCUCGUUCCACUUUUGAAGAGGUGGGAGACUCUCAGUUUGUUUCAGUUGUUGGUGAAAUCAGGAAUUAAAUAAAGUGGUGAACAUAAUGAACGUUUAGUUUCAAUCCAAACGGACACGUGAAAUCUGAUUCAGGGCUUUGAUUGGCCAGAGGAGCUGUAAAGGGUUUCCCAGGCAUGUUGUCAAGGGGUCAUUGUGAACAAAUUUCUGCUGUUUCUCCCCCCGGGAUGAGUGGGGGAGGGACCAGAGUCACUGCAGGACAUGCCCUCCCUACUCAUCCUGAACAAACCAGGUGUGUAAAGAUGGCUGCCUCCUGUUUGGCUAUGGUAUCCUGUCCCAGAUUGCUCAGCAGUGUUCAUAAAUAUCAAAUAUCAGUUCAGAAAGUAAAACUGAAGAAAGUGUUGGUAUCUUGUAAAGAGAGAAGAUAUUUCCUUGCAGUUAUGAUAGAUCUCCUGUUUAAGAUACAAAAACUAAAAUUAUGAGAUAAAGUCGACAUUUCUUCUGUACAAUCUGACUAAUUUCUGCUCAGUAUUUUUAUCAUAUUUACUGGUCAUGAGAAACAGAAGCCGAAGAAGUCCUGAAGGAAACAUUUCUUUAUCUAAUGAUCAUUAAAACAGAUUUUAAAAAUAAAAGACAAAAUCAUCUUUCAGGACUUCAGGAACUUAAAUCAAAUGUCUUUUUCUCACAUAAAUAAAGAGCAAAACUGAAGUAACAGUUCGAUCUCUAAACACUGUUUAACUCUUAGUGACUGAUGUCAAACAGAGGGGCAGCCAUCUUUACAAAACCCCAUCCUUCUCCACCAGAAUGAUGAUGAUGAUGAUGGCGAUGCUGAUGGUGUGAAAUGUAAAUCUUGUACCUUAUGUUUCACUGUUGUAGCUCAACUGUAGAACACAGAGACAAACUUGUACUACUGAUUUAACAAAUGUGCUAUAAAAAAGAAAAGAAUCUGUCUACAAGCUGAGAACUGGUUUAUAUUACUGUAAAAACAAAAAAAAACAACCAUGUGUUUUGGACUGAAGAAGUGUUGGAAAAGCUGUUUUUUUAUUUAGUCUUUUAAAAUAUAUAAAUAUAUAUGUAUGUAUACAGCAGAUGGAAGAAAUAUGUGCAGGCAGGAAGAGAUAACAUUUAAAAGAAUAAAAGCCCCCUUCCCCAGGUACUGUCCAUCCUGCUGUUCAAAGGUUCCAGUACGAAAGUUUAUUUUCUUAUUUUAAUUUUGAGAAGCAAUGAUCACUGUAACAUAGAUGUUUAAUUUGCAGCCUGAUGAAAAUCCUUGUUAUAAAUUAUCUUUUCUUUUCUCUUUAACUGUGGUGGUUUGUAGAAAAAAAACUCCAGAUGUGGAGCGACUGCUAGUUCUACCUAGGAAAGAAAUGUGUGUGUGUGUGUGUGUGUCAGCUCUCUCUCUUUUCUUAUCAAUUUUCAUAACUCUCUCUAUCUCUCUCCCUCCACCCAGUGGCAGGAUCAUUAUUGUAUGAAUGAAUGUAGUUCUAGUCCUCUCUCUCUCUCUCUCUCUCUCUCUCUCUCUCUCUCUCUCUCUCUCUCUCUCUCUCUCUCUCACUCACUCACUCACUCACUCACUCACUCACUCACACACACACACAUACAACCUGUUACUGAAAAAUUAAAUAAAAAUCACUGUAGAAAAAGAAGGGUUACUUCAAUUUUAUCUUUUUUUAUAUGGGAAUAAACAAUAAAUACUGUCAAAUCAUUUUA